Paramuricea clavata is the source of this 4238-nucleotide messenger RNA. The record is from the annotation of a GenBank genome assembly. Lineage: Eukaryota; Metazoa; Cnidaria; Anthozoa; Malacalcyonacea; Plexauridae.
CAUCUACAUAAAGUUUAUGUAACAAAUGACCAAAUUUUUAUCGAUUUUCAGAUCUACCUAAAUGGUCCAUACGGAACACCAUCCACAGAUUUUUCUGAGGCUGAACAUGCAGUGUUGAUAUCCAGCGGUAUUGGAGUAACGCCAUUUGCAUCAAUUCUGAAAACCAUUAUGUUAAGAUACCAACAUGCAUCCCAUUCCUGUCCGAAAUGUUCCUUCUCUUGGGUUGGAAAUGUACCAUAUACACUGAGGAAAUUACAAAAGGUUAGAAAUAUAGUUCAAAGUCCAUUGUGAAAUCAUGAAUAAUACAUGCACCCAAUUUACCAAUUAAAUUUCAAAGCCUGCACCACAUGCAUGUAUAUGUAGGCCCUUACAAAUGAAUAAUAUCAAUUAUUUAUAACAAGAACUAAUGAUUGCAAAACCGAGUCCAACAAACGAGUCUAACAUUGUUGAACCAACAAUGUUGGACGAUGUUCGACAUUGUGGGAUGAAAAUUUUUUAAAAACAAUUCAACAUCAGCCAACAUUACCCAACAUAUUGUGUUUAAACGUGGCCAAUAAUGUUGCACCCAGGGGGGCCGUCGGACGUCGGUCAGGCGAAUUCCAACAAUUAGAUGGACCAAUUUUGUGCCCCCCCCCCCUCCCAAUGAUAAUUUGCUUCCGACACUGAACGGCUUGAACGUUGUGUGCAGAUCUAUAUAUUGGGUGAAUUGAUUCUUAUUGCUAGUUGUUUGCAUCUGCAUGUUGUGAAAAAUUCAAACAGAUUAUGUGCAAUAUUUAACGUUAAAUUCCACCUAACCUUAUAUAUUUUUAAGCAUUGACAUAUGUUAAACCAACUGUUUUGUACGAUUUUAGGUGGAUUUCUUUUGGAUAAAUCGUGAUCAAUAUUCAUUUGAAUGGUUUCUAAGUUUGCUGAGAGAACUUGAAGUUCAGCAAUCUGAACAUGAAGGUGUUUUUAGUGAACAUUUCUUAGAUAUGCAUAUCUACAUGACUUCAGCUUUACGAAAACAAGAUAUGAAAGCUUUAGGCUUACAACUCGCGCUUGAAUUACUUCACGAAAAGAAAGAACGAGAUUUAAUCACUGGUUUAAGAACGAGAACUAACGCAGGAAGACCUGACUGGGAAGAGGUUGGUUUUAACAAUAACAGUUUCUUAACUUACUGUUUUUAAUUUAAUCACAGCUAAUAGACCUUUCUCAUAAUGACGUCAAACGCGGAAAACCAAUUUAUGCAUUGUCCCACAGGUCAAUGCAAGUCGUUGUCGAGCCAAUAAAUAGACCUUAUGCAUAAUGACGUCACAAGGCUUGAUGCCCGCAAGGAAUUCUGGACUUAGUAGUUAUCGCCCGGGAAAAUUUCUAAAGUCGCCAUUUUGAAUUGUUUAAUUUUUCCGGGCGAUGACUACUAAGACCAGCAUUCCUCGCGGGCAUCAAGCCUUGUGACGUCAUUAUGCAUAAGGUCUAUUUCAUAAAAACAUCAUUUGCACUGUCCCUUGGGACAUCGCAUUAAGUGUUUUUCCGCGUUUGACAUCAUUACAAGAAAGGUCUAUUGUUAGCUUUCAAGUUUCAUGUAAUAUUUCAAAUCCGACUAUAAGGACUGGACUAGAUUUCAAUUUGAUCACGUCCGAGGCGAAGCCGAGGACUGGAUCAAAAUGCGAGGACUUAAAGUCUAGUCUGGUCCGAAUUGAAGGAUUUGAAAUGACAUCUCAUACGAAUAAAUCACUACUUAAUUAAUUUUGAUCCAGUCCUAGGACAGGAUCAAUAUACUUCAUCAGGUAUCCAGUAUUAUUAUGUGAGCAAAAUAAAGCAAUAUAGUUGCCAAAUUACUCAUGAAUUAUUGAGUUUGAGAUGCAAUUUUAAUGGUUGCUCCUUUCCGUAUUGUCAUGUAAAUUAAGGCUGGAGCCGAGUAUUACUGAUUCGCAUUUUGUACUUCAACCGAAUUGAAACGUGUCACAGUUUCAAAACGUUAAUUCGACUUUAGUGCGCGUGUAGGUGUUAAAUAUUGAGUCUAUCAGUAAAGGUUUUACACAGCAACAACAUCAAGCUUUUAGCUGUCCAAUGAUACCUUUUGUGUAUCGACAUAAAGGAAAAUGAUAGAGAAUAUAGUGAAUCGAAUAAAAAUUGCCGUUUGAAAUCGGUUUAUUUGUAUUUGGUAAUUUGUAAUUUUUGCUUGGAAUGAUAUGCAAAAAAGAUAUAAAAAAUGAAAUCAGUGCAUUCAAUUUUGAGCGCACAAGAGAACGCGAAAAAUGUUGGGUUACCUUUUUUUUAUACACCCUGCAUUUUUUGUCAAUUUCAUUAGUUCCGCUCAAGUGCUCCCGAAACAGAGAAAUACCGUCCAGUGGAAACUGCCUUACGUAUUUUACUUUGUACACAUCAAAUAUAUACAACCACAAACAUUUAUUGCCCCCUUGAGGGCGAGAGUAGUAUGUAAUGGGAUAUUUAGGCCCGCUCGCGCACGAGACUCGUGUGGAUGAAUUGGUUUCGCCUCGCGUUAAUACGGAUACAUGAAACCGGUCGAAUUCCAGCAUAGCUAACUGUACGAAUUCAAGACCUAAUAAAAUUAGAUCUCGUUUUGUACUGGAAUAGCUCCUCAAUUAGACGCCGUCAUGCGAAUAGAGGAACCGGUCUUUUUGAAGACCAUUUUGCACAGUAGAGGAUUGGGAUUGCAAUUCAUCCAGUUCCGUGUGACCUUCGUGUGAGUACGGUUGUGUUAACAUAGACGUAGGCCUGUUUUAUACGUCGAAUGCGAUUUCGGUCGCGUCGAAUGCAAUUCAAACAAUAGAUAUUGAAGCUUAAUGAGGUUUAUCAUCUCAUUAUCUGUUGUCUUAAUUGCAUUCGACGCGACCAAAAUUCGACGUAUAAAACAGGCGUUAAACACACGCACAAUUCAAUGAAUUUGGAACGCUAAAAAAUAAAACGCUAAUUAAAAACUUAAAAAUAAAACUAAUUAAUAAAACUUAAUAAUACUAAAACUUGAUAAUAAAACUUAAAAAUAAAAAUAAGUUAAAAAUAAAACGCUAAUUUAAAACGCUAAAAAAUGUUGAUAUAAUUCUUGUGGUAACAAUUAAUUCUGCAAUUAUUUUGUAUUACUAGGUGUUUUCAGAACUAAAAGCCAUGGAGUAUGGACACAUCACAGUAUUUUACUGCGGAAAUGCUGCCCUUGGAAAGAUACUAAAGAGUCUUUGUCAAAAAUACCAUUUUGGAUUUAAAAAGGAGAAUUUUUAAAUUUCUGUUCAUUUUAAAAACGUUGAGUACAUAGUGUAAAGAAUACUAUUGCAGAAUUAGACGUCGCGUUCACGCUACGCCGGUGCGACAUUGUUUGAAAACGUCACUUUUGUCGUAACAAUUUGAACACGGUUUCUAAACGGAGCGAGAUGAAAACGGAGUGCUUGGCGGCGGCGUGUGAACAGUAACACCGUCUUAUCUUGCUCCACUUUAGCAUUUUUUAUUAUUUUUGCUUUGGUAUCUUUUUAUUACUAUUUUUAGUUAAAAUUUUCACUAUUUGAGUUCGUUUUGCGACCGGCUUGGUGUGAACCGACGUAACACAUGGCGUCAUUAUUUCGCUCCGCCGUUGUGUGUUUGUAUAGUCUUAGACUAUGUUUGCCCACAUGACAAACAAGAGUUUGUCCUAGAAGUGAUUAAAUCUCUGCAUUAAAAUUUUUCGAUUUUAUCUACAGCACCAAGUUAAUGAUGUUCCAAACUGAAGUCAUAUGAUUUCCAUGCUUCUCUUGAUUAACCAUAAUCAAACAAAAAUUUCAAAUCCUAGAACAAACAAGGGGGGUCAGAUCUUGUAAUUGUCGAUAAAUCGAAUAUUACCGUUAGUUAUGUGCAUGCUCUUGCUUAUAAGAUAUUGCACAGCACACUCCCUGUCAGGGUUUUUCAAUGACUGCUUACAUUGUGAAUAGAUAGAACCGGAACUGACGUGAAGCAGACCGAGGUAGACUGUGAGCUUACAAAUGGCGCUUUAAGCAGCCGCUAUUAGUCCAUACCUCAUUAAUGGUCUGCCCCCGACCUAUAAUUGUGAUUCAGCAUGAAAAUUAAGUGGUUGGCAUUUCCGUCAUUCCAAAAAAUAACCUUUUACUGAUUAUGUUUCAAAAUUCUAAUACUGCAUGCGCAUGUAACAAUUUAUUAUUAAUUCACUGUAUUCAAUGACUUUAUACUAUAGUGAAAUAGAAAAAUCAAUUAGCAUUUCAUGCAUUUGCUUUUCUCCAGACAACACCAAUAAUAGUUCCUUUUGCUAUUUUCCU